AUGAACUUGUUUGUUUUCCCCUCAGUUUUUACAGCAAUUUUUACAAAUCUCAAUGCCACUGGAAGAUAUGGUCCAACAACGGUGGGCAGUCACUACACAGGUCAGGAUCAUGACGGACAAGUUACACUGUCCAACGGUAUUCAACAAUGGACUGUGCCGUACACUAGUUUCUACAAAAUAAGAGCGAUUGGAGCAGCAGGAGGGUACGAUUCAUACCGUAACAGCCGUCAAUACCGUGGAAGAGGAGCAAGAAUAGUUGGAAUAUUCCGUUUAAACGAGGGUGAAGUUAUCCAAUUACUCGUAGGUCAAGAAGGAGGAAUAAACAAGAGGGAUCGAUCCUCUGGCGGUGGUGGAGGUACAUUUGUGGUGAGAGGAACCGACACACCUUUGAUAAUAGCUGGAGGCGGAGGAGGGAUAGAUUCUGCACAGUCAAGACAUGCAGGAUGUGACGCCAGCGCAAAGACAACAGGGUAUUCUGGAUAUAAGUCAUGGUCAGGAGGGAGCAAUGGGCAGGGUGCUCAAACUGCUGAUGAUGGUAACUCAGGUAAGAUAAUACUGUGAUGAUCCCAAACUCCUCAUUAAUGAAUGAGUUAACGUAUGCUUCAAAUUUAAAUCAUCGGCCCUAAUCCCUCACAAAACAAAAAAAGAAAGAAACAACAACCCUAAAAAAAAAACCUAAGACUUCCUAGGAAGAGGACCAGUUUAUAUCUCCAGGCAUAUAAAAGGUAGAUAUCAAAAUCUUAAACUUAAUGGAUGGCGGCUCGAUAGAAUUAAAUUAUAUACAGGUUUGAACACGCUGAUAUGGGUACAUUAAGGAUUUAAUUAAAAAAAGGGGCGUUUCGUUUACUAAGAAUUUACUCCUCAUUUUGUUGUUUUAUUUGUUCUCAGGUGGUGGUGGUGGCGGGUUUUAUUCCAGUGGAAGAAAUGGAGAGAAUUUCAAUGGAACCAAGGGAGAGGGCGGAGAAGGUGGUGAUGGAUUUCUUCAGGGAGGUGAGGGUGGGAGAUCUCUGGAUCACAAUAUUGUUGGUGGGUUUGGUGGAGGAGGUGGAGCUCAUGGACGGGCAGGAGGAGGAGGAGGAGGAGGGUACUCUGGGGGAAGUAGUGGAAGUGAUAGUCAUGAUAGCUGUGGGGGAGGGGGUGGCUCUUGCAACGAUGGAGAAAAACUGAAAAAUGAGUGUUGUUAUAACAAGGCUGGUCAUGGUCAGGUGGUUAUCACGUUGCUGUGA
This is a messenger RNA of Pocillopora meandrina, 1226 nucleotides long. The record is from the annotation of a GenBank genome assembly. Lineage: Eukaryota; Metazoa; Cnidaria; Anthozoa; Scleractinia; Pocilloporidae.